UCUAUGUAUCGGGAGUCUGAAGACUGGACAGAGCACAUCCGUGUUUUGAAGAUCCUGACUGACAUGUUUUUGCCCCAUAUCAGCCUUGCAGAUCUGGAACAAACUUUUUUCUCAAAGGUGUUACCUAAGACUGUACAGUUAUUUGAUAACUUGAUGUAUGAAUUAUCCAGUGAGGCCAAAGGAUUAACCAGCCAGAACACGGAGUUAUGCAAUACUGUAAGGAACCUUUUACAGACUGUGGUGCAACUGUUGGAAACUCUGACUGCUUGUGUACGCUACGUCUGCACACUGCAACAGUGUGUGUCUCUGGAGAGUAUCCACACCCUUCCAUCCGUGGUUCUUUAUGUGAUAAAGAACACAUUUACGCACUGCAAGGACAGUGAAUCAGUGUACUGUGGGCAUUUGCACUUGAUUUCUGACCUCCUGCAAGCUGUAUUCAAGGAAACUUACUCUCUUCAGAAGCAGCUGAUGGAACUACUUGAUAAGAUUUCCAUGGACUCUGCUUCCACUGAAGAAAGCAUCACAGAUAUGGUGUCAGUAAUCCACACGGUGCUGGAGAUAUGCUCUGUCAUUUCCAAUAUGGACCAUGCUCUUCAUGCCAAUACAUGGAAGUUCAUAAUCAAGCAGAGCCUGAAGCAUCAUUCUCUGCUGCAGUGCCACCUGAAACACCGAGACAUCCUCAGUGGCCUGUGCAAGGACACUCUUCUUUCUUUUCACUCCUGUUUGCAACUGGCUGAGCAAAUGAAGAUGUCAGAGAUACAGGAAGGCACCGACCUCAGAUUGUUCCAGAAGACAGUCAAGCUGUGCAGGUUCUUUGCUAAUUCCCUUGUACACUACACCAAGGAAUUCCUUUCUUUCUUCACUGACUCAUGCUCUCAGUUGCAUCAGCUUUUUCUUCAGAUAUAUAGCAAAUUUCCUCCCAGUCUCUAUGCCUCAGAGAUCUUGGAAGUUCAUCGAGAUGAAAUAUCACGGGUUUUUCUUGUGGCUCUGGACCCUCUCAUCAACCAGCUUCUUCCCUUUAGCCCUUUCAUGGAGCAAGUGUUAAGUGACAAGUUAGGUCUCCCUGCUGAGCAGCAGCUGCCACAGUGUGUCGUCCUAAUCACCAUAAUGGACAAGCUGUCCUCUCAGCCUGAAGAAGUGCAAACUCUCUGGAACACAGGAAAAAGCCUGUCUUUGUUUGCAGCCCUCUUCUUCAGUUUCCAGCAAUGUUCUGGCGAGCUUUCUCUCCCUGUUCGUUUGCCAGAGGUGAUCACUACAGGGCAGCCAGCAGUUUCCAUCACUCUCUAUCACUAUGUCUGUGUCCACCUGUGCUCCUUCAUUGCUUCCACACUCCCAUCACAGUUUCCCCAGCUGGAGUAUGCUCUGCUGGAUGCUGUGCUGAGUUCUAGUAUGAUUACGUCUCUGCUAGCAAUGGACGCGUGGUGCUUCCUUGCCCGGUAUGGAACAGCUGAACUGUGCGCUCACCAGAUUGCUGUCAUCGCCCACUUGAUAAAGUCAUGGCCCAGUGACUGUUGUUACCAGGUCUCUGCCUUGGGUGUCCUGUUGAGGCGUAUGCUGUUCCUGAUGGCUCCAGAUCAUCAGGUAGAAUUUGCUCAUAAGUUUCUUCCAGAAGAGGUGGAGAACUUGUCCGUGUGGCAGCACAUAUCCCUUAAAGCCCUGAAUCCUGAUCUUAGGAAACAAGUGGCGUGUCAGCUCUGUGUGGCAGCGCUCACCCAGUGCAGGCAAUGGCUGAACAGCAAGCGUGCUUUAGGAGAGCUCCAACCUGUGAAUACUGCCCUUUCUGUCCUGCUGGCUGCCUGCAAUUUUGCUGGUGACACUCUGGAGGCAGAACUUCAGGCAUCUAUCCUGGGAGUGCUUGGUCAGUUCUGGACUUCUCUCCAAGCAAAGCAGGUCUCGGGUGAGCCAGGUCUCCAGCAGACACUGUGUUUAUUACUUCACCUUUUGGAAUUCUUCAUCCAAACAUUAGAUGCUCAACUGAUUACUCAGGUGUUUGCACUGCAGUCUUCCCUUGUCCAUCUGGGUCCCCCAGAUCAUGUUCGUCUAGCGAUGGUGGAUUUUCUCUCUUCUAUGGGAAAGGUGUUCAUACCACAAGAAGCACAGAGGCAAGUUGUGCCCCAGUUGUCAUGUUUGUUUGCGUCUCUGCUGGCUGACCAGACCUGGCUGAUUCAUCAGCAUGCGCUGGAGGCAUUCACGCAUUUUGCAGAGGAAACAAGCCAUGAAGAUGUUGUUCCUCAGUGCCUUAAUUCUGAAGAAACUAAGAACAAAGUUGUUAGUUUUCUGGCUAAGACGAGGCAAGUAGAAGAGACAACAGAAGAACGAUCAAAACGCAUGAAGCAAGAAAGUAUUAUCUGCAGUGCACAGUUUAUGAAAAUGGAUGGAGCACUGGAGUCAACAGGAGAGCCUCUGGCAAAGAGAGCGUGUCACCCACCCUCCGAGCAGCAGUACAAGUCAGCAGUCAGCACGAUGGAUGGGGCAGUGGAGGCUGUGAAGCUGCUGCUCCAGAAAGGGUCACCCCCAGCUUGGCUUCCAGUGAAACUGGAGGCUCUACAGACAGCGAUCGCCCUCCUCAGAGACAGCAUACGAGCUCUUCUCCUCCACGGCACUGACUGCACCACAGUGAGUGGCUCACCCCAGAAUGGGGUUGGUAUCAUAGAGCUGCUUAAAAACAUCAUGUGGCAUUUCCAAAUGUCAUAAACAGCUUCAGUUUACAUCCACAACUCCUCUCCCUGUGCCACCUGUGCCAGCUCUCUUGAGGCUGAAUGAGCAAAACAAGUUGAAAUCAACACCUAUUCCCCGAUGAAGCUCUGUGAUCAGGGUGAGUGCUGGGAGUGCUGCCUCCCCUCCUAGGAAACGGAAGCAGUCUCUCGAGUCUCUGGGAUGGGGCUAGAGGAAUUUACUUGCUUGCCUAAAAAGGCAAGUUUGUAACCCACCAUGGUCUUCUGCAAGGGAGGGGUAUCUUGGCUAUUCCUUAAUGAAAACAAGGCACCCAAAAGGCUUUACUCUGUAAAUACAUAGGCUCUGGCUUCCUGGUCCUUUAUUUACACUGCUGUUAGAUUUUCCUAGAAGAGCCCAGAGUAACACCGAGUCCUGAGCAUCCUCUGAAGCUGAAAGCCCCCUUGUGUUUGUGCUUGGGGCCAUCCCGGAUCCAGCCUUGUUUUACCUGUCUGACAAACCAAGACUUUCCCUAACGUAAUGCAAGGUCUUUGCACCCCUGACACAACAGCACAUACAAAAAGCAGGAGUUAUUAAAGCUCCUCAGUGCUUUUAUUAGCAUCCAGGUUAAGUCCAUUCCAUUAACAUGGCUCUCUUGCUGCUGCAGCAACAGCCCCCUGACUGACCUAGAGCCUGAACAGACAAAUCAUUCAGAGCUCAGCAUGUCAUAUUCACAGGUGAAGAUUCAAAGGUACAGUAUAUGCUGCUGCUGCUUCCUCAGCCAUCCACCACCUGAUGGAGGAGCCAGCUAGUGCUACAACUGUCCUGUGCUCCCUCUGGGCAAAACCCUUAAACCCCACUGUCAGGGCC
Cuculus canorus (common cuckoo) is the source of this 3522-nucleotide messenger RNA. RefSeq names its product FIGNL1 interacting regulator of recombination and mitosis (gene FIRRM). NCBI's taxonomy places the organism in Eukaryota, Metazoa, Chordata, Aves, Cuculiformes, Cuculidae. The transcript is spliced from 24 exons. Bases 4 to 2694 code for a protein of 896 amino acids. The record is from RefSeq and is a predicted model, not a curated record.